AGUAAUUUUUUUGUUGUUGUUGUUGUUGUUGGAUCCCAUCGUGUCACAGUCCGCAUUGGCGGAUGCCUUCGCUGGCCGCGUUUCAUCUCAAGACACUUUUUCGCGCUUAGGACUUGUCAAAAAGAUCUGUGGCGGCGCAGGGCGGAUGAUGUGAACUCUCUGUUUGUUUGUUUUGUGCUGUCUUUAAGCCAAGGGCUCUGCGGGCUAAAGGGUGUCCGUCUUCAAAUGGAAUGUUCCGGAUAUGAUUGAAUUAUUUGGAUUUGACGCACGCAAAUGUUGCCGUGGCGCAACGUCAAAGUUCACAGUUGGAUCCGGGAUCAUUAUUUUCUCUCCACGGGUGCUAUUUUGAAUCAGAUCGCACGAUCAAACUCAAGGCUCGGGGGCCAAAUGUGGCCCACUACUUCAUUUUAUGUGGACCAUGUCUUUCCAUGUUUCUUGCUAAAUUGAAUAUGGAGCAAAAGUUUGACUUUCACGUACAUUACCGGCAUUUGAUUUUCCUUCUAAACGUACAUUGAAUUGUAUAUUUCAACGUUCGGUUGACAAUAAUUUCCAUGACUUCAUCCAUCCGUCUGGUACUGCUUUAGCGGGUCGUGUCGCGGGGGCAGUAGCUUUAGCAGGGAUGCCCAGACCUCCCUUUCCCCAGCCACUUCAUCCAGGGCGAGGCAUUCCCAGGUCACCCCAGAGACACGGCGGUCUCCCCGGCGUGUCCCGGGUUGUCCCCAGGGUCUCCUCCCGGUGGGAUGUGCCCGGAACCGAAUCAGAUGCCCCAGCCGCCUCACCUGAAGCGGACUUGCAAUACUGAGGCCAGGGAACAGGACCCACCCUACGCCUCGGCUGUGCCCAGAAUCGGUUGCAAAGGGCACCCUUGGCCAAGUUCAGCCCUCAAUGGCAGCGAGUCCAAUUUAGCACCGGCAGCGGGACCAGACCCUGACAGCGGUCGUCGUACCGGGACCGAACAGACCGAGUCCCACAAAAGACCUGAAGACUGGUGGGGCGAAUUCCCAUGCGCCGAGAGCGUAAAGAUGGUCCACCGUUCCGCGACCACAUUGCUCCUCCGGAAUGUGAGAUGUUGGACUUCCCGGCACCCCUGAAUAGACAUUACGGGGGAGGCUGAGGAGCGGGAUCCGCCUUCUGAUUCCAAAUUCCAUUUGUUCCCCAAACUUUCCAAUGCGCUGUAAGCACAAAGCGAUAAAAGCGAGUCUGAUGAUGCUGUGAUUCCACACUUGCGUGGCCCCGAUAGGGAAACCACGACCAUGCAUGAUGUGGGCUGUGUCUCUGACUCCAAAACAUGUCCUUGGCUGUGUGUAGUGUCCCCCCCAACAGAGUGUGAUGCGGACGCACCCCCCAGUGGUUUCGGAUCGAGGGAAUCCUUCCUUAGCCCCGGUGAAAAGAGAGGCUGGAAAAGGCGAAGGCGCGGUCGCAAAAACAGCCGCAGCGGCCGGGAUCCGGGCCUCGACGGCGACGCGGACCCGGGCAGAGGAAAAGCACCGGCCGGGUCGGAAGCGAGGGGGAGCGCGGCCAUGCGCUGCUCCACGCUGCUCGCCAUCCUCGCGGGGGUUCUGCUGUACUUGGUGUUGGGCGCCGUGGUGUUCCGGGCUUUGGAGGCGCCGCUCGAGGAAGGCAAGCACAGGCGGCUGCGAGGCACCUGUCAGGAGUUCCUGACCAACUUCACGUGCGUCGGCCCCGAAAACCUACGAGCGCUCAUUGAGGAGGUGGCAGCGGCCAUCGGCGCAGGCGUGGAUCCCGGCAGCAACGCCACCUUCGUCAGCCAGUGGAAUCUGGCCAGUGCCUUUUUUUUCUCCGGGACGGUCAUCACGACGAUAGGUUUUGGAAACAUCUCCCCUAAGACGGAAGGCGGUCAGCUCUUUUGCAUUUUCUACGCCUUGGUCGGAAUUCCGUUCUUCGGAAUCUUGCUCGCUGGAGUUGGCGACCAUCUGGGCACUGGCUUGAGGAAGACGGUUGCCAAAAUCGAGAAACUCUUCCUGAAAUGGCGUAUCAGUCAGACCGUUGUGCGAGUGAUUUCGGCCAUCUUGUCCAUCCUGCUGGGCUGCCUGCUCUUUGUCGCCGUGCCAAUCCUGGUUUUCCAAAAGGCGGAAGGCUGGACCCUGCUCGAGUCGGCGUACUUUGUGGUCAUCACCCUGACGACAGUGGGGUUCGGCGACUACGUGGCAGGCGAUUCCGGGCUGGAAGGCAGUGACCACUGGUACAAGCCUUUGGUCUGGUUCUGGAUCUUGGUGGGCCUUGCGUACUUUGCGUCCAUCCUGUCGAUGAUUGGAAAUUGGCUUCGAGUUCUCUCCCAGAAGACCAGAGCUGAGAUGGAGGAGCUGCGAGCCCACGCCACUGACUGGACUCAGAACAUCCAGAACAUGGAUUUUCGCAUCUCCGGAAAAAUCGAGGACCCCUUCCGACAGCGUCGCCGAAGGCGGCGCCGCCGGGAUCGCGGCCGUGGCGCUUCGGCUCCCGAGGGAGAAGGCCGGAACGAGAGCCAAAGUCAUUCCGAAUCGUACUCCUCUUAUACUUCCUCCAGUCAGUCCGAGUCAGAAUCCGAAUCUGAAAGCGCCCGGUCCGAGGGGGUCCCUGAAGAAAAGAAGGACCCGCUCUUUUCCCAGCCUCUUGACUAUUUCGGGGAGAACCUUGCGUUCAUUGACGAGUCAUCUGAUGCUCAGAGCGGCCAUUUACAUUUAGAGACUCAGUUCCACGACAAAAAACAACUGAAUGCAAAAGAGGGCCAACCGUACAAAAGACGGCGCCACAGGAGGGUUGUCCCGAAGGGAGGCUCCAAAAGUCCUCGAAACGAAACAUCCGGUCUCCACAGAAAGGAGUACAACGGAGCCCCGCAACCGGUUCCAAACAUACCGCUGAAGCCUCAAGUAUCAAACAAAGAGGAGGAAAUAUGUUGCUAGCACAAGAGUGGACUUUACAACAAGCAACACAGCAAACUGGAAAGGUGUGGCACCAAAAACAAACAAAAUGUUGCACCCCUCCUGGCUGCUGCAUGUGGUUUGCAGACGAUCCUCCUGCCUUAAAUGUUAAAAUGGUCUGCUCGUGUGCCGCUAGCGGGGGAAAUGCUGCCCUCUGUCGGCCCGAGGGAGCAUCAAGCGUCUCUCGAAUGAUCUGCCUCGUUUUUCCAUUCCGUUUUUUGUUUUUUGUUUUUUAAUUUAACCAUUAAAAAUAAUGCAAAGGGGCGGGUGAUGAUGGCCAAAUCGAAAAGGAAACUUUACAUGCAACUCUUUUGCUGGUGCUGACCUCAAAUCUUUUGGGUGCUACAUUUUUGGAGUGUUUUAUGCAAAUUUGAAAAAAAAAAAUGACAGCAUUUGUAUGUUAACGGCCUUGGCGCUCCAUUUUCUGUACUUUGUUGACUGGAUGUCAUUCUAGAAUCAAAUGCGACCGCUGCGUUUUGCGCUGUUUACUGUGGAAACAAAGUUGAUGAUGACAUUGCGGAUUAAUGUCAUCGGUACUGCGGGUACCGGACCGCUUGAGACUGGGACUUUUUCUCGUGUACUCACCGAAACAACUCCAGAGGACUCACGUCAGAGCACAUUUUCCUUCAAAUUGUGCGAUGGAUCCCCUAACUUGAACAUUAUAAUCAUGAAGAAAUGGAUCAAAGCCCCAAUUGGACACUUCUGGUCUUUUGGGGGGGGGGGGGGGGGCGAAUGAACGUGCAAAUUAGUUUUGGAAGAGCUUCAGGUCCGUUUUCAGGUCCGACGUACUUCAAGUGGUGUUUGACCUCGUGAAUGUUCUCCGUGAAAUGGCCAAUUUGCCUCUGAACAGCAAAAUAUUCUUGAAGGUCUUUUGUGCAAGGGGAGACUGAGCUCUUAAUGUCCUCCCUGCCUCCCUCGCUGAGGGUUCAACGGCAAGAUAUUCCAAUACUUGCGUCCACUUUGCGCAGGGUGCUGAGGACAAAUUAAGCUCAAGCCGCAAAGACCAGAAUAGCGCACAUCCCGACAAGAACCACCCGCCCGUUGGUCGGUGGACUCAAAAGACUCGGACCAAUGUGGCAUCCAUCACGACGCCCUUUCAAAUCUUUUGAAAUUGUUGCAACGGUCAGGCACUCCGAAAAUCAGCAGACAUUUGCGACCGGAAGGCAGAAGCCGAGAAUACAACAAAAAAAACCUCAAACGUGGCAGGCACAAGUGACACUAUGGGGGUCGGGUGGGGGCGCACAUGCGGACUAAAUAUACACAAGAGGUGCAUGUGAUGAAGAUUGGCGACAGGAAAGGAAAACAAAUGGCAGGAAGUGCGUUUGGUGAGAAUAAAGGAAGGAGCGCGAUCAAACUGACAUUGUUUGACA
Syngnathoides biaculeatus (alligator pipefish) is the source of this 4291-nucleotide messenger RNA. RefSeq names its product potassium channel subfamily K member 4 (gene kcnk4b). Gene Ontology annotation, cellular component: membrane. Gene Ontology annotation, biological process: stabilization of membrane potential; potassium ion transmembrane transport. Lineage: Eukaryota; Metazoa; Chordata; Actinopteri; Syngnathiformes; Syngnathidae. The transcript is spliced from 7 exons. Bases 1254 to 2903 code for a protein of 549 amino acids. Gene Ontology annotation, molecular function: potassium ion leak channel activity. The record is from RefSeq and is a predicted model, not a curated record.